Messenger RNA from Prunus armeniaca (apricot), 705 nucleotides. The record is from the annotation of a GenBank genome assembly. NCBI's taxonomy places the organism in Eukaryota, Viridiplantae, Streptophyta, Magnoliopsida, Rosales, Rosaceae.
AUGGACUCAUCAAGAACCUACUGUUUAUGGAAUUUAACUGCAUGCAGAUGUCGAAAGAACGAUCAGAUCAACGAGGUCAUCAUGAAAAACUUACACCGGAAACUUGAAGAACACAAGGAAGUUGAUGUGGAGAAUAUACUCUCUCUUCUUCCCAUUAUACACCAAAGACGUAUCAUGUGCCGUCUCAGCUUGAAUUUAUUAAGGAACGUGGCAAUGCUUGAGAAUAUGGAUGAACAAGUCCUUAUAGCAAUUUGUGAGCGUCUGAAGCCUGUGAUCUAUACUGAAGAUGCCUAUAUCAUUCGUGAUGGGGAGCCCCUUGACAAGAUGCUCUUCAUCAUGCAAGGCACCGCAUGGAGCUACACAACUAGUUCUAAUUGCAACAUUUGCAAAAGUACUAGUGGUUCCUCAAACAUUAAGUGCCUCGAGAGAGGUGAUUUCUAUGGAGAAGAACUUAUGAAUUGGGCUUCAAAACUUACUUCAUUCUCUGAGUUUCCCAUCUCAACCAGAUUUGUCAAGUGCCAGACAAAAGUUGAAGCAUUUGCUAUUAGGGCCAAGGACUUGAAGGGCGUUGUCACAAAAUUCUGGUGGCAUUUUAGCAAGGAGUUUGAGAGUUCUCAGCUGGAGCAAUGGGAGAGUUCCGCAAUUUCUUCCUUACGAGCAAUCCGGUGCCGCCGUCAUGCAAGGGCCAGGGCCAGAACUGGUUGA